Messenger RNA from Amphibalanus amphitrite, 1596 nucleotides. RefSeq names its product uracil-DNA glycosylase-like. Gene Ontology annotation, molecular function: uracil DNA N-glycosylase activity. Gene Ontology annotation, cellular component: mitochondrion; nucleus. Gene Ontology annotation, biological process: base-excision repair, AP site formation via deaminated base removal; base-excision repair. The transcript has 8 exons. Lineage: Eukaryota; Metazoa; Arthropoda; Thecostraca; Balanomorpha; Balanidae. The coding region runs from base 16 to 918 and encodes 300 amino acids. The record is from RefSeq and is a predicted model, not a curated record.
UUGAUAUGGGGGCUUAUGAUACUGCCUGCAAUGGCCACUCAGCAGAGCAUAGCAAUUUUUUUCAAGAGAAAAAAUGAGGAUGCUCCUCUGAGGGAGAGCAACAAGAAGCCGCACGUGGACUCGACUCCCGAGAAAAAGACAGCGCCCGUUUCCCCGAGCGCGAGCAAGGGCAUGUCGCCGGGCUCUCCGGCGGCGCUGCGCUCAGAGCUGCUGAAGCUCUGUGCUGUUCACAAGGUCCUGCACCCGUCCAUGGCACUCGGAUGGUACAAGGCGCUGAAAACAGAGUUCGAUAAGCCCUACUUCAAAAAGCUGAGCGAGUUCGUCACAGCGCAGCGGCGGCAGCACACGGUGUUCCCGCGCGCCGAGCACGUGUUCUCCUGGGCGGCCGGCGACGUGAACGACGUCAAGGUGGUGAUCCUCGGUCAGGACCCGUACCACGGACCGGGACAGGCUCACGGCCUGUGCUUCAGCGUGCAACGCGGCGUGGCGCCGCCGCCCAGCCUGGUCAACAUGUACAAGGAGCUGGAGUCAGACGUGGAGGGGUUCCGCCACCCGGGCCACGGCUGUCUGCUGGGCUGGGCGCGCCAGGGGGUGCUCCUGCUGAACGCCUGCCUCACGGUCCGCAGCGGACAGCCCAACUCGCACAAGGAUCAGGGCUGGGAGCAGUUCACCGACGCUGUAAUCAAGCACAUCAGCAGCAACCAGAAGCACGUCGUCUUCAUGCUGUGGGGGGCGUAUGCCCAGAAAAAGGGCUCGGUGGUUGACAAAAGCCGGCACCACGUGUUGACGUCCACCCAUCCGUCGCCUCUGUCCGCACACCGCGGCUUCCUCGGCUGCAAACACUUCUCAAAGUGCAACCAGCUGCUGAUUCAAAACAACCGGACGCCGAUAGACUGGAACGACCUUCCGCCAGAGUAAGGUCAGCACUCAUCCCUGUAUAGUCUGCUGUCAACAAAGUGGCAUUGUGAGUCGUGAGUGAAACGACAAGACUGACAUGGGCUGAAAUGGCACAUCACAUUUAGAUGUGUUCGACCGUCAUUGAUGCAUUCCUUCAUCCAUACGUUGCAUUGCUGAUCAAACGGCCAUAUUUUGUUACCAGGCUACCAGAAGCAUACCUUGCGGUACCCAUUUGCUUAUGCACGGAAUUGGAAGAUGAGUUUUCUUAGUAGCUGCCUUUUUGCCAGACCGUUUUGUAUGUUGUAUGGAUAUUGAGUAACAUACCUUUUUACCAAUGUCUUUGCGUUGACAACGUCUUCUACUGAAAUUUUUCAAAUGCUUCGCUGGGGUUAUUUGUACUAUGUGCAUUCUUAGUAGCUGCCUUUUUGCCAGACCGUUUUGUAUGUUGUAUGGAUAUUGAGUAACAUACCUUUUUACCAAUGUCUUUGCGUUGACAACGUCUUAUACUGAAAUUUUUCAAAUGUUUCGCUGGGGUUAUUUGUACUAUGUGCAAACACAAUAAAGAAGCCCAGACUGUGCUUAGAAUACAGAACACCAAGCACGGUGCUCCUCUUCCGGCGGCCGAUUUUGUGGCUGACACGACUGAUGCAUUGGAAUGUGAACAUAAAGUACAAACGUUAAAUAAAAGCUCAAACAUUU